UAUUGUCCUCUCUCACCUUCACCCUCACCCUAGAUUAAACAUACCGCACCAAACUUUCGGACAGGAACUGAACAAUACUUUUAAUUUAUCUCCAACUAGAGUUCAUCUUCAUUUUCGUAUAGUUUUUCAGUAUGGAUGCUAGUGCUACAGAACAAUCAUCUUCACCUACAGCCCCAGUCAUAUCGUCAGAUGUUUGGAGAGAUAUAUUCCUAUGGAGAAGAAAGAAUCUGAGUUUAAGCGUUUUCCUCACGUCAACAGUAAUUUGGGUAUUGCUUGAAGUCUAUCACUUUAACUUUGUCACUGUUGUUUCAUGGGUGGCCAUGGCCAUUACUACUUUACUCUUCCUAUGGGGAAACAUACGGAAACUUCUCGGCAAAGUGCCACCAAACAUGUCAGGACUAGAAAUCUCAGAGCAGUCAGCUUUGGAGGUUGCGAAUGCAUGUCGAGGAAUUGUUGAAGAAGUACUGAAAUGGAUGUUCCAUGUGAGUGUUGACAGAGGGUGGUUUGUGUUUGUUCAAGUAGUUGCUGGAUUGUUAUUGCUCUCCUAUGUAGGAACCGUCUUCUCUCUGCUUACACUUCUUUACAUAGGUGUCAUGAUGGGCAUGACAGUUCCAGUGAGUUAUAAAAAGUACGAGGAUAAAAUAAAAAGCGGUGGGGAGUGCCUGAAAGUGAAGUCCAGGAGAUUUUAUGACAUGAUUGACGACAAGGUAAUCAAGAAUAUGAAGAACAAGAUUGUCAAAGAAGAGAAGGAGAAGAAGAUUAAGUAAAAUCUUUUUUACAAGAGUAGUGUAUAAUACAAUCUCCUUAAUG
Pistacia vera is the source of this 810-nucleotide messenger RNA. Its product is annotated as reticulon-like protein B13. The coding region runs from base 132 to 767 and encodes 211 amino acids. The transcript has 4 exons. The record is from RefSeq and is a predicted model, not a curated record. NCBI's taxonomy places the organism in Eukaryota, Viridiplantae, Streptophyta, Magnoliopsida, Sapindales, Anacardiaceae.